GGCGCAGCGUGGAUCCUGGCCUGGCCGGUCUGCUGGGGCGACAGGCUCCGCGCUCCAAACAGCCUUUCGUGGUCACCUUUUUCAGGGCGAGCCCCGGCCCGGGCCCCGCCCGAGCCCCUCGAGCGGUGAGGCCCCUGAAGAGGAGGCCGCCGAAAAGAACCAACGAGCUGCCGCCCCCGAACAAACUGCCGGGGAUCUUCGACGAUGUCCACGGCUCCCACGGCCGGCAGGUGUGCCGUCGGCACGAGCUGUACGUGAGCUUCCAGGACCUGGGCUGGCUGGACUGGGUCAUCGCCCCCCAAGGCUACUCAGCCUAUUACUGUGAAGGGGAGUGCUCCUUCCCGCUGGAUUCCUGCAUGAACGCCACCAACCACGCCAUCCUGCAGUCCCUGGUGCACCUGAUGAAGCCGGACGCGGUCCCCAAGGCGUGCUGCGCACCCACCAAGCUGAGCGCCACCUCCGUGCUCUACUACGACAGCAGCAACAACGUCAUUCUGCGCAAGCACCGCAACAUGGUGGUCCGCGCCUGCGGCUGCCACUGA
This is a messenger RNA of Odocoileus virginianus texanus, 542 nucleotides long. NCBI's taxonomy places the organism in Eukaryota, Metazoa, Chordata, Mammalia, Artiodactyla, Cervidae. The record is from RefSeq and is a predicted model, not a curated record.